GAUCCGGAUAACGUAUACGAACGUGCGUGUUGUUUGUUGUGAAGAUAUUUCUAUCGCAUUGAUGGCUUUAAGCACGGAAAUGAUUUUGCAAAUACCGAAGCUAAACUUGGAGACGGUAAAAAUAUGUCUCGAGAAGCACAAACUGGCCGUCAGUUCGGUUGAAUUCAGCCCAACACUCAGCACCUUACCGUACAAAUCAUUCAAGAAUAUUACGGUAGUUAGCAUGAAGCUUGAAAAUAAUUCCACUCUCACGCGAAGCAUAUCCCAACGAUCGUUGACGGCGGAUAUAGAGGAAGUGGAACAAAGGGUAGCAACGCGUAGCAGCCGCAAGACCUGUAACAAAAAACAUAUCAUCGUGUUGGAAUUCACAGGCAAUCAGCAAAACAUCAGCUCAGCUUUCUGCACAAAAUGUAGUGCAGCGAAUGAGAGCUGCAAUGCUAUCUACAGCUUCUUUUGCUGGAUUCAACUUAAGUCAGGGGAAACAAAGGCCGAAAAGGAGAAUAAAAAAGGCAAAGUUCCAAUUGAAGAAAAUGCAGCCAAAAAGCGGAUGUUAAAACGGGAAUGUCGUGUGUUGCUGGAACGUGUAGUCUAUGAGAGUUACAAGUCCAUGCCCUUGCUAAAGAAGCUUCAGGUGAAAAGCAUUCCCUUCACUUCAGACCAGCUCGAACUGGCGCGCAAGCUCUCGAUGGUACACUUGAUUCGCGAAUUUGAGGGCGAUGAUGCCAUUGAAUUCCUUGCAUUCUGCACCGCUCGCAUGAAAGCACGAGCGUGCGAUAACGUUGCAUUGCUGACGAUCGGUCAAGCCGACACGGAUCUAUGGCACGAACUGCGCAUCGGUCGCAUUACGGCGUCACGUAUCCGUGAAGCUGCCCAUUGCACCAUGAUGAACGGAUCGCUGAUGAAAAGUAUUAUGGGUGUUUCGUCCGGAUUUUCGUUCGCUAUGAAACGCGGCACCGAUCUCGAGGGACACGUGCUAGCCGAACUACGCAAAGAAUAUCCCGAAUUGCAGAACGCCGGACUGAUGCUCGAUCCAGACUGUCCGUGGAUGGGUGCAUCGCCCGACGGUAUAUGCGACGGGUUUGUGCUCGAGAUCAAGUGUCCGUACACGGUGAAGACGCACGACUGCUACGUGGAUGUGAAAAAACUUGCGCCAAAGUAUUUCGCCCAAAUACAACUACAGAUGCACGUAACGAAACGGAAGAAGGCACUGCUGGCAGUGGCGGCACUCGAUUUCGAAAAGACGAAACAAAUCACGAAAGUGUGGAUAAACUAUAAUAAGGUGUACGUCAACGAGGUAAUCGAGUCGGCUUUCGAUUAUUGGUGUAAAGCCGUAUUCAAGGCGUUGCAGCGUAAACGCACCAGCAAAAAGUGAGAAGUUAGGCUAUAUGUAUUUUCUUUAUAUAUUAUUUCUCAUGUGUUAUCGAUAUGUUCCGAUAUAUUCCGUCUUGCAAGGCAGUGUUGAGUGCACCUUCAUGAACAAAUGUUGAGGUCAGUAAAGCAAUUAUUAGUAUUGUGUGCUGAUAUCGGAAA
This is a messenger RNA of Anopheles moucheti, 1530 nucleotides long. RefSeq lists its product as uncharacterized. The coding region runs from base 62 to 1372 and encodes 436 amino acids. The transcript is spliced from 3 exons. The record is from RefSeq and is a predicted model, not a curated record. NCBI's taxonomy places the organism in Eukaryota, Metazoa, Arthropoda, Insecta, Diptera, Culicidae.